AUGCUGUCCAAUCCAUCAGGACUUCACGCUCGACAAAAGCAGCAUCGACGUCAAAACUCGACGCCGACUGCUUUCGAGGGUGUCAAGAUCCCCAAUCUGCCAACUACACAACGACAAUCCGCACACCGACGCGGCCUCAGUCUCGAUAUUCGAAGACAACAAAGCUCAAGCACAGCAUCUCCCACAACAACAAGGCAGAAGUACAUGGUAAGUACGAAUACUAACAGCACAGGAUUAGCCAAUCAUCCGCAGCAUAACGUACUGCGAGAAGCGCAGCAGCAACGCAUACAAGCACGCCCGGGCACACAGAACCCUUACGCCAACUUGGCAUCUAGUGGCAGUGAAAACUAUCUCAUGUCUCCUCACGGAACUCCUCAGACGCAAAGAUUCGACCCGUCCUGCUUUGACCCAAACUCACUUCCCUUUGACCCCUACACCGCAGAUCUUAAUGUGAUGAUGAGCAAAGGACAACAAGCUGGCUACGGCGACAACCUGUCGGGAGGUAAGGAAUUUGAUCUUUUUAACACUAACAGUGCUCUAUCCACACCGACCUUUAUCGAAUUCCCCUCUGAGGCUUCCUCCGCCCAAGGUUGGGCUUCUGAAGGUGACACCUCCAGCACAAGGAGGACCUCGAGGAGGAUAAGCGGAGGUAUCCAAGACCGCGUCAACAAGUUCGAGAACUUGGACUCAACGAGACCAGCGACUCCCCCCAACCAAAACCAGAACCAAAACCAGAACCAAAACCAAAGCCAGGGCCAGAAGCAGAACACACAAAGUCAGUCCUUCGACUGGACGAUGCCACUGCCCACCACGACUAACCAGGUGAAAGGCUACUUUCCCCCUACGCCAAUGGAGACCCCCCAUGAUCGCUUGACCAAGGGCGAGCCCAUGCUAAGUCGGUUUGCUGAGGGCUACGACGAGUCUAUGGAGGAGACCAUCAAGCCUGUGAGGAACCGUGGAGGCAACCGAAGGGCCCAGAACAUCUUCCAGGAAAUCAGACAACAGUCUGAGGAGGACAUGUCUAGCCAAGUUGCAACAGACUCUUCUGCCCAGUCAUCCUUCCAUGGAAUGCCAAUGUCGACACCCGACUACAUGAACAUGAACAACUUCAAUAAUGAGUUCAUGAAGAUCGAGAACGACUUCAGUGGCCAAGACAUGCACGGUCUCGACAUGAGCCACCAAUUGCCUCAACACUCUACCCCCGACACUCCCCAGAUGACACAAUUUAUGGGCUCUUUUGAUAACAAGCCCAGCCUCCGACCUUACCCUAUGAGCGCUCAAUCCAUCUCUGAUACACCACAGACACCUUCUAGCCGCCACUCUGCUCACCGUCGAACCGAAUCUGUUGCUAGCAUCGCCAGUGCCGCCAGCAUUGCCAGCAUCAACAUUGAGGAGACCAAGACGGAGACCGGUGUCACUCAGGAUGAGAUCGCUCAGUUCAUCAGUGGCCCUGACGCUGGUGACGGCAAGUGGACAUGCACAUACGAGGACUGUGGAAAGAAGUUCGGCCGUAAGGAGAACAUCAAGUCGCACGUCCAGACUCACCUCAACGACCGUCAAUACCAGUGCCCCACGUGUAAGAAGUGCUUUGUCCGUCAACACGACCUUAAGCGACACGCCAAGAUCCACACUGGUAUCAAGCCUUACCCCUGCGAAUGUGGUAACAGCUUUGCUCGCCAUGAUGCUCUCACCCGACACCGUCAAAGAGGCAUGUGCAUCGGCGCUUUCGACAAUGUUGUGCGCAAGGUUGUCAAGCGAGGAAGACCUCCUAAGAAGACCCGUCCUGAUAUGGAGACUCGCAUGGACAAGUCUGCGAGAACGCGCAAGAAGAACAUGUCCAUCAGCUCAAUGUCAUCUUUCUCUGCAUGCUCGGACAGCUCAGCUGUCAACUCACCGGAUCAUUUCAUGCUCGAUGACAUGAUGGACAUGGGCAUGACUUCGCAGGGCCAAAACCUUGCCGCGGUCUCUUCAGCACCCAUGACCGGUCUCACUGCUGCAGCUCUUCAGGAAUAUGCCUCUUCUCCCUCCACUGGUAGCGUUCACUCUUACGUCUCCCCUGAAGCCAUCAUGGACGGCACUCCCAUGCACGUUGCAUCACCCGCCAAGAGCGCCGCAAGUCAAUACAACACCCCCCCUGAACUGUCACAAUCAUCUUCUCCCCCAGCUACACACUUCUUCGAGGUCGAGCACAACAACUCAAUCAACACCGAUGACCUGACUGCCCUCCCCGGAACAACGACUUAUGUGACUUCGGCCACCAUGGCUGCUACUCUUCCUUUGGGAAUGAGCACCGCAGAUGAUGACAUCCUCCUGCAGUACGCUACCAGCAACAGCUUUAUUCAGCUGGGUCGCGAAUCCGACAUGCUCAGCAUGGGCAAGAUUGACGACUACGACAACGGUAUCUUUGAUAACGACGUCUUCUUUGGCAACUAA
Molecule: messenger RNA, 2433 nt
Organism: Fusarium coffeatum
Lineage: Eukaryota; Fungi; Ascomycota; Sordariomycetes; Hypocreales; Nectriaceae
Exons: 1
Coding region: 1-2433 (810 amino acids)
Source: RefSeq, a predicted model, not a curated record